Messenger RNA from Trichoderma reesei QM6a, 2554 nucleotides. RefSeq lists its product as uncharacterized. The record is from RefSeq and is a predicted model, not a curated record. Lineage: Eukaryota; Fungi; Ascomycota; Sordariomycetes; Hypocreales; Hypocreaceae. Bases 544 to 2307 code for a protein of 587 amino acids. Gene Ontology annotation, molecular function: protein binding. The transcript is spliced from 3 exons.
AAAAAGGCAGCCGGGCCUCGAGUCGCUCUUUUUCUCCUUCUUCCUUCGCCUCUCCCCCCCAGCCUUCAAUCUACAUACUACUACUCGACAAAAACACCCCUUCCAGUCGACCAAGGAAGGGUGUCUAGGUAUAUAACAGGAUAAACAACACAGAGCAACACGCAUUUGGUCGAGCAAGGGAGCAGAAAGAAGAAAGCAAAAAGGACAACAGACCGACCAACGCCGCCAGCCAAUCGUGUACCGCGAAUCAGCACAGCAGCAUCAGGUCGGGUGUUAUCCAGCGUUUGGCUUGGGCGUGUUUGUAAGUGGGGAGGGCAGCCGAGAGGUGCAGUAGUGCACGAAGAGAGAAGCACUGAAAAGAGGAGACCAAAACAACGGCACGGUCGACGCGAUUCUUGCGAGCUGCACAGCGGCCCUGGGCGAGACUCGAGCAUCUGCCGGCGGAGGGAGGACACGAGAAGCCCAAGAGAAAAACAACAGACUGCCGCUGGACUUGGCGCUGGGGAAUGAUCGCGUGAGGCUUCAUUCACCACUCUGGGAACCAUGGACUCGACGCGAGGGCCCGCGGCCGAACCAGCGCUCCCCGCCCCGACACUAGCAGCAGCUUCGUCGACUCUAUCAGCUUCAUCGGCCGCUUCAUCGGCAUCGGCAUCGGCAUCGGCUUCGUCAACAGUGUCAUCAUCAGCUCCCGCUGCAGCUGCAGCUUCGGCAACUGAAUCAUCAUCAACCACAACAACAACAACAAAGUCAUCGUCAACUGCAUCGCCGUCAGGCUCGCCCCUCAAACGCCCGCCCCCGUCCCUGCUGCCGCCCUUUGAGCCUCUCUCGUCCUCGCCCGGCCUGCCCCGGCCGUCCAAACGCCAGAAUGUCGGCACCGGCUCGGGCACAGGCGCCCAUCUGCGGUAUCCCACGCCCGUGCCCACGUCCAGCACCGGCAUCUUGUCCAGCUCGCCGCUGCGUGACAAGAUGAGCAUCGGGCUGAUGGAGCGCGCGCCGCUGUCGGCCGUGCCGUCGAUUGAGCUCAACGAGAACGGCGAGACGCUGCUCAUGGGCCGCUCGUCCAACUCGUCGCACUUCCAGCUGUCGGCCAACCGCCUCAUCUCGCGCGUCCAUGUCCGCGCGCGCUACGUGCAGGCCGCCACGCCGCUCGAGGCCAGCAAGAUUGAAAUCACCUGCAACGGCUGGAACGGGCUCAAGCUGCACUGCCAGGGCCGCACCUGGGAGCUGCUCAAGGGCGACAGCUUCACCAGCGAGACCGAGGGCACCGAGAUCAUGGUCGACGUCCACGACGCCCGCGUGCUGAUCCAGUGGCCCAAGCGCAGCUCCUCGGCCGCCGACGCCAACGGCCUGCUGUCCGAUGCCAGCUGGGAGGACUCGCCGCCGCCCGCGGGCACGCGCGCCGCCUCGACCGCGAAUCUGCAGGCGUCCCCCCUGCGGAGGGCCGCGCGCAUCCAGUCGCCCGACAGUCCCACGCCGGCCCCUCGCCGGCGGUCUGUGGUAGCAGCAGACGACGACGCCGGCAUCCAGAUCUACGAGGACGACGACGACGACGACUACAUGCCGGACUCUGACGACCGCGAGGACCCGGACAUGGCCGCCAGCAUGCGCACCGAGGCCACCGCCAGCUUCUCCAGCGACGAGGGCUCCGGCGAGGACGACGAGAGCGACCCGGAUGAGGAAAACGAUCCCGUCGUCCUCUCCUUUGGCCCGUACGGCGCCAACAUCUCGACGCGUCUCGCGUCCAUUACGACAAAGUCGCCUCGCGUCACGAAGCGAUCCCUGAACAAGGGCUCGUCUGAGACGCUUCGGCCGAGCAAGCUGGGCCGGAGCUCCGAGGACAAGGACGCCGAGGCCGGUCUCCGGAAACCCAAGUCGAAGAAGGAAGGAGUAGUCGAAGCCAGGGAGGACGAGGACGAAGAGGAGGACGAGGAAGAGGAGCCGACCAGGGUCCCGUCCGAGGCGGACGCCGCCAUCUCCAACCACGUCGUCAACCAGCUCGCCUUCUCCCGGCUGUCCUCGACGCCGCUGUCGACCAUCAUGCACAACCUGCCGGCCGAGCAGAUCAAGGACAUUUCCCGCGACGCCCUGAGGCUGCUGAUCGAGACGACGCCCUGCAUCGGCAUCAUCAAGCGUCAGGGCAAGGACGCUGCCGGCAAGGCCCUGGAGAGCGAGUACUAUUACAUCCCCGAGGACGACACGGACAUGCAGCGACGGGCGGCGGUGGUGGACGGACUGCGGAAGCCCAGCUUGCGGGCGUGUCGGAAACAACACAAGCAAUACUACUGGAAGCGCCCCAAGACGCCUUAGAGCCGCGUGACCAAGAAACGCCAUUACGAUGAGAAGAGUAAAGAUUGGAAAACUGUUGAAAGAGCGAAAGAGAGGCAAGGAUUCCAGGGAGGAAGGAAAAAAAGACAUGGAGGAACGAUUGACUGACUGAAGCUGACGGAUUGAAAUGUUAUGGGCUCGCAUAUAAAGACGUCAAUACCCCCUUUUCCCGAGGCGCUCCCCGGGCGUAUCACCUGGCUGGGCGGGCUCUUCUGUUUAUCGGUGCAGA